AUGUCUCAAUCUUUCCACGUCACUUCUUCCUCCACGGGCAGUAGUCCCUUAAAACCAAGUAAUUGUGGCUCCGACCUGGUUGCGCCUUUCCAAGCGACAACUCUGGACGAGUUGACAGCGAAAGGACCAAACGCAGCGAGGUCGGAGUGCAAGAAGGUGAUUGUGGUCGGGGCGGGCAUUUCAGGUCUGCGUGCCGCCGCCGUGCUGCACCGCCACGGCUGUGAAGUGGUGGUGCUGGAGGCCCGGGAUCGUAUUGGCGGAAGAAUUCACACCAGCAGAAAAGGGGAUCAUGUCCGAGAUAUCGGUGCCGCCUGGAUGCAUGAGACUUCCCAAAAUGGGUUGGUGAAGCUUAUCCCCCAGCUGGCGAUCCCAUACUAUUAUGACGAUGGCCUUCCUUUGUAUUUCACCAGAGAGGGCCGAGCGGGAUCUCAGUUCAAAGCGAAGAAAGUCGCAGACGAGUUUGCCGACUAUUGCGAGUGGUUUUAUGAAACCAACCCUGAUGCAAAGGAUCGACCGGUCCAUGAAUUUGCAACCGAGUUCGUGCUUCAACAUCAGUUGAUCACCAAGGACGAGCGAGACUGGGCUCCCCAGGCCGUCCGCGAGGUAGAAUUGUGGAUCGGUACGAGUACGGACCAAGCCUCGUCCAAACAUUUGUCUUACUUCAUCACUGAACGGAACUUGUACAUGAAGGGUGGAUAUGAUCGGAUCGUCAACUGGACUGCGGAGCCCCUCCGCGGUGAUCCCAGCAUCAUCCGAUUGAGCCACCUAGUAGAGGAUGUGAAGUGGAGCGAAGAUGGGACCGAGCAAGCUCGUGUCCAAUACAAGGACGCCGAUGGAAACGUCGGCUUCGUCGAGGGAGAUGCAGUGGUUAUGACCAGCCCGUUGGGAGUCUAUCACCACAACCUCAUCUCAUUCAAUCCGCCCUUGCCGAGUGACAUCCAAGAGGGCAUGGCCAGAUUCAGCUACGGCGCCCUGGGCAAAGUAUUCUUCGAGUUUGCCGAGGUCUUCUGGUCAAAAGACAACGACCAAUUUGUCUUCUAUCCGUCUCCAGAGGAGUCGGACAGUUCAUCCGGAUCAUCCGUGAAUUCCAAUACCAGCAUGAAUUCCAUCGUGGAAAAAGACAAUAUUCUCAACUACGCUACUGUCACGAUCAACCUUUGGAUUAUGACCGGGGGCAAGGAGUUGUGUGUACAAAUUGCAGAGCCUCUGACUCAACGCAUCGAGACCAUGGAAGACCCUAAAGAGCUAUACGCAUUUUUCGAACCGCUUUUCAAACUUUAUCGCACGGAGCCCUACAAGGCUCUCCCCCGCCUGAUCAAUGUUGAAACUACACAUUGGACCCAGGACCCGUUGGCUGGAUAUGGCAGUUACUCGGCUGACAAGGUAGGAGAUGACCCAGAGCUGUUGUACGGUGCCUUGGAAAACCACAAGGGGAGCCGGCUGCAAUUUGCUGGUGAGCAUUGCACUCUCGUUGCUAAUGGCUGCGUGCAUGGCGCGUUCAAGACGGGUGAAACCGCUGCUACAAACCUGCUCGACAGCUUUGGCAUUCCAUUCGAUGGUGAGAAUGACAUCGGAUCGAAGUGA
Penicillium brevicompactum is the source of this 1584-nucleotide messenger RNA. Its product is annotated as flavin monoamine oxidase family protein. Bases 1 to 1584 code for a protein of 527 amino acids. The record is from RefSeq and is a predicted model, not a curated record. Lineage: Eukaryota; Fungi; Ascomycota; Eurotiomycetes; Eurotiales; Aspergillaceae. The transcript has 2 exons. Gene Ontology annotation, molecular function: oxidoreductase activity.